CCGAUUAAAUUAUGUCGUGGGAUUCCUUCAACUUUCACGCGAACUAUAUUGAAUGUGAUAUAUUGCUUUUAUAUAUUAUAUUCAGCGCGAUAAUUAGUCCGGCAUAUGUUUUUGCCAGACGCAUGUACUUAAUACUGCUGUUAAGUCGGCAUUUUUCGGUAGUGCAAUGCAGUGACUUUUGUCUUUGUAAAUUGCACGCGCUUAACGGUUAAAGAGUAACGAACCUUCCAUAUCCUCGAGCCCAUUACACGUGUUAUCGCAAGGACCUUUGUCACAAUGUCAGGACUGAAUUAUUAAUUCGCGAUUGUGGACGGACAGUCUACUAAAAAGUAAAGUCCUUGAAGUCGGUUGUUGUCAGGAUGUUGCGCUACUGCCCCAGCAGACUUCUCCGCUCAUUAGUAACACUGAUGUGCGUUCAUCUGCUCUCAGAAACGAAUGCUGACUCUUGUGAAGGACAUUGCGGUGAGAAAGUGACAUGUUCCUGUCACCCGACACGCGAACGUUUGCCGGAUUGUGGAGGUGUUAAGCAGUUUUGCGCGGACUUGUCCCCGCACUCCGGAUCUCUUCUCGGAGGCGCGGACUUCAGAAUUCUCAAUUCAGCAUUAGACAUGAACGUGAAUCUCACGUGCAGGUUUAAAUCGGACACAGUGACACGGGGCUACGUGGACACAGGCGGUGUGGGUCACUGUGUGUCUCCCAUGCUGUUUGAGACCGGCUGGAUUCCAUUUGAUGUCUCCACAGAUGGAGUAACCUACAGCAUGGCAGGGAGUUGGCUCUCAGUGCACCACAGCAAGCUGGCGGAGGAGUUUAAGGUCUCCCUGGUCAACGAGACGAAGUGGCAGUAUUACGGCACACAGGACGUGGGUGGGGCUUUAGAGAUGGUGUGGAACGCUUCACUAAUAAAUGCCAAGAGAGUUAACGUAGAACUGUGGGGCUACCAGGAGACAGGCAUGCCGUACUCCGACACCUGGCAGGCGGACUGGAGGUAUCUUUACUCCGUGGGAAGGGAUGUGCCUAAUAGCGGGAGCUUCAGGUUUGUGCCUGAGCUGUUGCAGACGCCGAGGUCUGACUGGGAUGUUGGCAGCAUACGCGUUUGCCCCAGCACUGAGCCUGACGGAGCCCGGAAUGUGAACGCCCUGUGGAGUGGUGCCCAUGCCCUGGCCUACAACCUGGAUGAGGCCUUCCGGAAAGACCCUGCAGCCUGGGCCCUGGAAAAAUGUCUGCGGUGGGAUCAGGAAGAAAAGCGGAUCGCCAGCUUCCUGUCGGAGAUCACAGACUGCCCCUGCACACUGGCGCAGGCCCGAGCUGACACCGGCAGGUUCCACACCGACUAUGGCUGUGACAUUGAGAAAGGCAGUGUGUGUACAUAUCACCCAGGAGCAGUUCACUGUGUCAGAGCCAUCCAGGCCAGCCCUGAGUAUGGAGCUGGUCAGCAGUGUUGCUAUGACCACACUGGGGCUCAGGUCCUCACCGGGGACUCCAUCGGCGGAAGUACCCCCGACCGAGGGCACGACUGGGGAGCGCCGCCCUAUAGAAGUCCCCCAAGGGUUCCGGGAUUCUCCCACUGGAAGUAUGACGUGAUCACGUUCUACUACUGCUGUCUGUGGUCAGACAACUGCGACUACUACUUCAACCAUCGACCCUCCAGCGACUGCAGGACGUACAAGCCUCCGAAAUCUGCCUCCGUGCUUGGUGACCCCCACUUCCUCACAUUUGACGGGGUGACGUACACCUUUAACGGGAAAGGUGAAUAUCUUCUGCUCCACUCGCUGACCCACGAGCUCACCGUGCAAGGCAGGACAGAACCCAUGACGUCAGAGAACGGAUCUGUUAUUAUGGCGACCCGCCUCUCCUCGGUGGCUAUGAGGGAGAAUGGCUCUGAUGUCAUCGAGGUGCGCCUCUCUGAUAGGCCGACUCACCUGCAGGUGCUGCUUAACCAGAAGGUGCUUAGCUUCUCUGAACAGAGCUGGAUGGACCUGAAAGGUGCAUUCGUUUUCUCAUCAGAUCCUCAGAAUGUGACAGUGAUGUUCCCAUCGGGAGCAGGGGUCGAGGUCAGGGGCAGAGCGGAGGUCAUGACCCUCACUGUCUUACUGCCCCAGGAGUUUAAGCACCACACACAGGGUCUGCUGGGUAACAUGAAUGAUGACCCCGAUGAUGAUUUGACCUCCAGAGAUGGGGAGGUCACUUUCGCCAACAGCACUGCCCAGGACAUUUUCACCUAUGGGGCACGAUGGGCCAUUACCAAUGAAAUCUCCCUGUUCACCUAUGACUCUGAGUUCCUCCUGAACGAGUACUACUUUGCUCCAAAGCACGAUCCCACCUUCAUCCCAAACUUCUCUGUGGGCAAAGAUCCAUCCGACCCGCUCCUGGAGCCUGUGUUGAAGAUGUGUUCCGGAGUGGGAGCAUCAAUCUGUAAAUACGACGCGCUAAGCACGCGAUCUCUGGAGAUGGGCAACAUGACUCUGCUCUCACUCCGGAGCCAUGCGGCCAGCGUUCAGGAUCUCAGGCCGGUGCUGUCCUGUGGUUGGUUACAACCUCCGAAGCACGGGCAGAAGGAAGGAACUCUGUACUUGGAAGGGGCAAAAGUCAUCUUCUCCUGUAAACAAGGUUACCAUCUCUAUGGCUCCCAGGAGCGCAUCUGUCAAGGCGACGGCCAUUGGUCAGGAGACAAGACGUAUUGCCUGUCAGACCCUCCAAGUCUGGGAAAUCUCCCUUCUGGCUCCAGACAAGUGUUGGAUUGUUUGGUCUCUUUACAGAUGAUAGUUUGGCCAUUGCUCUGGGCACCAUUGGGGCAAUACUCGCUGUGGUUGCUAUGGUGACGUCCAUUGUUGUUUACAGUAAGAACCAGAAAAGGGAAGGAAUGAAGGAAACAGAAGACCAAGUCAUUUCUGAGCCGAACGUGGCAAACCUCUGAAGCUCUCCCAGGGCGAACAUGUUUCCCCAGUGCAUCCCUGUGCCUUUACAUAAUGACAAACUCAACUGAGAAUACAAACCUGCCUGAUUAUGUGCAGAUUACAAGAGCAACACAAUGAUCGUUAAUACAUUGGUUUUCACUUUGUUUUAUGAAUUAACUUUUUUUUUUUUCUAAGAUUUACCAAAAGUUUUUCUUUACAUCGUUGGUUGUUGCUAGUUGCUAUCAGUUUUGAGGUGCCCCACUGAGUGCUUGUGGACUGUCUUACAUGGAGUGCACCGGCAUAGCUGGGAAUCAAACCGCUUUUGUGUUCUUGGUAGUCUGUCAGGGGCAGUAACUUCAACGCUGGGUGUAGAUCAACUCUGAAUAGACUCGAGUUCCUUGUACUUAAGCCGGUAUAACAAAACGUUCUAGAUUCCAUUUGGAAAUCCAUGAUGGAAUUCUUAAAAAAAACAAAAACAUGGCAGACUAAUUGUCUGAAAAGGUCUCAUUGGUUUCCUUGUUUGCAAACAGCAGCUAGAGGAAUAUUCAGAGUGUGUCUGGAAAAUGUGCCAACUAACAUUGUGUUUUGCCCUCAGUUUGAUUCAGACAGUGCUGUGAAAUCCAGUGAAGUCCAGUACACGCACAUUACAUGGACUGUGUUGAUUAGAUUUAAAUGAACCAAUAAACUAUUGUAAAACUCUUU
This is a messenger RNA of Electrophorus electricus (electric eel), 3596 nucleotides long. RefSeq names its product sushi domain-containing protein 2. The record is from RefSeq and is a predicted model, not a curated record. Lineage: Eukaryota; Metazoa; Chordata; Actinopteri; Gymnotiformes; Gymnotidae.